AUGGACCAACGAGGGGCCAUGUCCGUCCCAGGCCAGCCCGCACCGAAUAUAAAGAGGGUGACAUGCUACCUCUGUGAGACGCAGAAGCUACCUUGGGCUGUUAUUGACACCAUCCCCGGCUUACCUGAUGGAAACCACGUCUGCAGAAGCUGUGUUAACUUUGAAGGCAUCGACAGGAUCGCGGAUGUUAUCGCCGAAACAGUGCGCCAAAAGGCCGAAUAUGCAAGGAGCCAGCUCCCAAAUGGAAGCCGUGACCUUUAUGGAGCACCGCCCAAGACUGGGGCCUUAUCCGGCCGUGAUCUUUUGAUGAAACAGAUGAACGAGAGCCGGAACAUCGAUCCAAAUCGGGUGCGGGAAGUGCCACGACACGCGCGACCCGAACCACCUCGACCGCUAGUCCGACCUCCAGGAACACAGAGCGUGGUCGCGCCCUUCACCAACAAUGGAAGCAGGUUCAUCCCAAAGCUCCCCACGCACAGCAUGACUGCCCUUCCACCGCAGCUGAACCCUGGCGCAGCCGCACAUGCGAUGAUGCCAUCAGAAUUCACCCGUAGAAAUCCAGGCGGAACCAUCCGAACAUCUACCGGAAACUUUCUCCCAACGAUGAACCCAUCUCCUGUGACACCGUAUGGUCAUGAGGUGCCCAAGUCGAUUUCGCAGCAUCCCCACAGCCAAGCAAUCACACAGCCUAUUAAUUCCGCAGCAGGAGGAAUCCCAAGGCCAAUCGCCAAGACUAUUGAGGGACAGAUUGCAUCAAUCCAGCACCAGUCGCCUUCGCCGCUUUCCGCCCAGACUUUAGUCAAGGAGUUAAACAUUGCAUCGUUAAACUCCUCGAAAGAUCUUCUGAACAAAUGCGUUCCCUUCCGCGUUCGCUUCCGAAAAGACUCCACCAUCCGCGGACGCGUCAUCCAGUUCUCAACCAAGAACGAACUGAGAGUCUACAUCGAAUAUCCAAUCGGAUCGACGAAAAUCUUCAAAUCUGUGCAAACUGUCGCGCAUCAAAUGGCCCUAGACGCAGUCGGCGGAAAUAUGGAAAAGAUGACUCCCAUCUCUGGAAACGGAUACAAGGACAUCCAGUAUGAAGUGAAGCACAGAUCAGACGACUGGCGGUUGCUAAGUGAUCUGCUACCGGAAGGAGUGCGUCGCUUCCAGGACCCAGUCCAGCCCGAAAUGCUCCCGACAAAAUACUCGGAUCCAAACGCUCCCACGCCACCAGUCAAGGCGGAGCCAGGUGACUCAGAUCAAGGCUCCGACAACGAGAUAGAAGUUGUCCAGCCAUCCCCAGCGCCGAUCAAACGACCGCAUCACAGCAGCGAAGACGGGCCAGAGCGAAAAUGGGCAAGACCCGAAGACCGUGACCCUCGAGCAUCUGCUUCUCCCAAAGCGCCGCCAUCACAAAAGUCCAACUCGCCUCACGCGAGCUCUCCGGAUGGCAACAUGAAUGGUCGAACUGACAACGCCCAGCUGCUCUGCCAUCUUUGUAAAAAUCGCCUCGAAGCUUCUCAUUUCGUCCAGUGCCCCUCCCAGCAGCUCCACAGAUUUUGCUUUCCGUGCUGUCAACGGACGAUCCGCCGUUCGCUGAACGAGAAUCCGACGACAGAAGUGUUCUGCCCAUCUGGUGUGCGAUGUGCCAUUGCCGGAUCCCAAAAUCCAUGGGCCUUCAUGCAAGCGGAAAUCGAAACGAUCCUGGACCGAGCGAGUCAUGUGGCCAGCUCUCAACCCUCGCUGACAAAUGGCUAA
Molecule: messenger RNA, 1740 nt
Organism: Oikopleura dioica
Lineage: Eukaryota; Metazoa; Chordata; Appendicularia; Copelata; Oikopleuridae
Source: the annotation of a GenBank genome assembly